Molecule: messenger RNA, 2936 nt
Organism: Perognathus longimembris pacificus (Pacific pocket mouse)
Lineage: Eukaryota; Metazoa; Chordata; Mammalia; Rodentia; Heteromyidae
Gene: Arsk
Product: arylsulfatase family member K
Exons: 8
Coding region: 118-1734 (538 amino acids)
Source: RefSeq, a predicted model, not a curated record
CGUUACUGAACGGUACGGAAACCAAGUUGCAAGUUCGCUGUCCCGGCGCUCCUCAGACGGGGAGAGACUUCCAGAGGCGGCGGGCCCAGUGGCCGGGGUGCGGAACCGCCACCUGCCAUGCUGCUGCUAUGGGUGUCGGUGCUCGCCGUCUCGACGCUGGCGGCGCCGAAGCCGAAGCACAUCCCCAGCUCAGAGGACGGGAAGCCGAGAAUAGUCAAGGCACCUAACGUGGUGCUGUUAAUGAGCGACUCCUUCGAUGGAAGAUUAACGUAUCAUCCAGGAAAUCAGGUAGUGGAACUUCCUUUUAUUGACUACCUGAAAAAGCAAGGCACUUCCUUUCUUAAUGCCUACACGAACGCUCCAAUCUGUUGUCCAUCUCGUGCAGCAAUGUGGAGUGGUCUCUUCACUCAUUUAACAGAAUCUUGGAAUAACUUUAAAGGUCUAGAUGAAAAUUAUAUAACAUGGAUGGAUGUAAUGGAGAAACAUGGUUACCAAACACAAAAAUUUGGCAAAAUAGACUAUACUUCUGGACAUCACUCCAUUAGUAAUCGUGUAGAAGCAUGGACAAGAGAUGUUUCUUUCUUACUUAGACAAGAAGGCAGGCCAAUGGUUAAUCUUAUUCCCAAUAAGACUGAAGUAAGAGUGAUGGAGAAGGACUGGAAGCACAUUGAUGAAGCAGUACAUUGGUUAAGAACGGAAGCAAAAAAUAGUACUAAGCCAUUUGUCCUUUACUUGGGGUUAAACUUACCACACCCAUACCCUUCACCAUCUUCAGGAGAAAACUAUGGAUCUUCAACAUUUCACACAUCUCUUUAUUGGCUUGACAAAGUAGCUUACAAGGUCAUCAAAAUCCCAAAGUGGUUGCCUUUGUCAAAAAUGCAUCCUGUAGAUUAUUACUCUUCUUAUACAAAAAACUGCACUGGGCAUUUUACAGACAAAGAAAUCAAGAAUAUUAGAGCCUAUUAUUAUGCUAUGUGUGCUGAGACGGAUGCCAUGCUUGGUGAAAUUGUUGUGACUCUUCGCCAUUUAGACCUUCUUCAAAACACCAUUGUCGUCUACACUGCAGACCAUGGAGAGCUGGCAAUGGAACACCGACAGUUUUAUAAAAUGAGUAUGUAUGAAGCCAGUGUCCAUAUUCCACUCUUGAUGAUGGGACCAGGAAUUAAGGCCAAUCAUGAAGUAUCCACUGCAGUUUCUCUUGUAGAUAUUUACCCUACUAUGCUUGGUGUUGCUGGAAUUCCUGUGCCUGUGAACCUGAGUGGAUACUCUUUGUUGCCCUUAACAUCAGAACAACAUAAGAAUGUCCAUAAAGUUAAAGUGGACAACCUACGGCCAUCCUGGAUUCUGAGUGAAUUCCAUGGAUGUGACGUGAAUGCCUCCACCUACAUGCUUCUAACUAACCAAUGGAAGUAUAUAACCUACUCUGAUGGUGUUUCAAUAUUGCCUCAACUCUUUGAUCUUUCAUCGGAUCCAGAUGAACUAAUAAAUAUUGCUACAAAAUAUCCAGACUUUACUUCUUCUUUGGAUCAGAGGCUUCGUUCCAUUAUAAACUAUCCUAAAAUUUCUGCUUCUGUCCACCAAUACAAUAAAGAGCAGUUUAUCAUAUGGAGAGAAAGCACGGGAAAAAAUUAUUCAAAUGUUAUAGCAAACCUUAGGUGGCAUCAGGAGUGGCUGAAAGAACCAAGAAAAUAUGAAAGUGCGAUCAAUCAGUGGCUUAAAAGCCAUUCCACUUAAAAAUAGUUUGAACAAAAUUAAUAAUGUUCUAGAGCUACAUAGAAGUAUGUUAAUAUGUAUUUUAAAUGAAAGCUAUAGUAAUGGUAUACUAUUAAAGAGGAUAGAGAUCCUUGCAUCAGACUGUCUAAAUUCAAACCUUGUCUCAGUAAUUAAAAAAUGUGCAACUUUGGGGAAGUUACUAACAUCUCUGGUGUUCACUUUUCUAUAAAUAAAAAUAUGAAGAAUAGUGGUGACUAUAUAAACUUAGAACAACACCUGGAACAUGGUGAAGAAUUGAAUGUUAGAUAAAAUCAUCAUUAACACUUUCCUAAGUAUACUCUACAAAAUGGACAUUGUUUAUAUCAUUGUCGUAAUCUAGUCCAAUAUGUACUGAUAGGGUCAGGAAGAAUGUAAUAUCACUUGUCAGGAUACCAUCACAUCUAUCUAUCAUCUAUCUAUCUAUCAUCUAUCUAUCUAUAUUUUGACCUGUUUGUUUAGUUGUUAAAACUUAAGUUACUCUUUUAAUCCUUGCUUAUACUGUCAAGGUGAGACUUACUUAAAAUGGAAUUCGAAUGACAGAUUUGUUAGAGAAAUACAUAUGAAAUUGAUUUUUUUGAACCACAAUCAAAGAGAUUUUACAAAAGCAGCUCAAGGCUCAAGUGUUUUCAAGAAAAUCAUCCAUAAAUAUAUGAGAAUGAAAACUAGUGUCCUGAUGCACAGGAAAAAGUAAUAAAUACUUAAAUUAUUUAAUAAAUAAGUAGAUACUUAACACGGGAUCUGUUUUUCAGCACACACAAAAAAAUGUUUUUCUAUCUAUAAGAUUAGGAAGAUAUUUACCCGGAUUCCGGCUAUGGUUUCCUAAAUCUUUACUAUCUUCUGCUUUUACUCAAUUUUAAUCUAUCAUACAAUAGUCAACACCAUAAUGUACUGCACAUACUGCUGCUCAAAAUCCUCUAUGGAUUUCCCAUAUCACCUAGAGGAAAUGUUCAGUCUUCAAUUGGAUCUGGGGUGCCAUCAUGAUCUCUUCCCCUUUUCAACUUGUCCCUAAUUCUGCUUCUGUAAACAGGCCCCCUUGGGAUUUGAGAGAGGAUCCAAUCAGGUUCCUGUGUCAGAGAUUUUUUCUUUAUCUCUAUCUGUUACAUAUGUACAGACAUUUUCUUCUAGUCAAUGGCUUUUUAUUUUAUGCUUUUGUAAACAUAAACAUUUUCAUAAUGACAUUUCCA